Molecule: messenger RNA, 1744 nt
Organism: Cottoperca gobio
Lineage: Eukaryota; Metazoa; Chordata; Actinopteri; Perciformes; Bovichtidae
Gene: thumpd1
Product: THUMP domain containing 1
Exons: 5
Coding region: 261-1229 (322 amino acids)
Biological process (GO): tRNA modification
Molecular function (GO): RNA binding
Source: RefSeq, a predicted model, not a curated record
UCCCACGCCGUACGGGCAACCAAAAAACGUGCUAUGUUGUGACUGAAUGAAACGUCGGUCCUCUGAAACAGCUUCAGCUCAUUUGAACAUACAUUUAGGCUUUCACAUUGUAGUCACUGCAGCUUUAAAAUCCCUGAAGCCUCAACUGCUAAGCUAACGGCUAAUAAAGCCGAGGGGGAGUCACCAAAACAACAAGGUAGCGCGCUGCUGUUGAGCUGAAACGCAAAGGUUUUGAGUCGUACGAAAGCGUAUCUGCUAACAUGUCGGCCGUGUCCAACGAUUUGAGGAAACGGGGCAAGAAGCGAUAUGCGUCCGGCCACCACAACAAGCGGUGGAAGGGCUCCCGGGAGCUGGAGGUGGGCAUGCAGGGGAUCCUCAUCACAUGCAACAUGAACGAGAGGAAGUGCACCGCGGAGGCCUUCAAUCUGCUCAAUGAGUACGCCGACCUGCUCUAUGGGCCCGAGAAGUUGCAAGAUGAUAACGGGAGCAGCAGUGAAGGGGAGGAAGCGGAUGAAGAAGAUGUGGAUGUAGCGCUGAAGAAGGAAGUGGCACAGCUGAAAGCAUCUGGAGCUAAACAGGAGAGGCGCUUCCAGGCUUUGGACAGCGGAGCAAACAAUGUCAUCUUCAUCAAAACUCAAAAUCUGGAGUCUGACAAGUUGGUUCAUCACAUCCUGUCUGAUCUCCACACAACCAAGAAGAAAAAGUCUCGCGUGAUCCUUCGGAUGCUACCAGUAUCUGGAACAUGCAAGGCCUUCCAGGAUGACAUGGUGAAGUACCUGACUACUUUCCUGGAGCCUUGGUUCAAAACCCCAAACUGUGGUACCUACCAGAUCGCCUUCAAGGCCCGCAACAGCAGCCACAACAAGAGAGACGAAAUCAUCAAAUCAAUUGCAGGUCUCGUGGGGAAGCUCAACCCUAAGAACAAGGUUGAUUUGACCAACCCAGAACUGACAAUCAUUGUGGAGGUCAUCAAGGCUGUGUGUUGCAUCAGUGUGGUAAAAGACUAUACACUGUAUAGAAAGUACAAUGUCCAGGAAGUAGUCAAAGAGGACACACCAAAGCCUGAUGUGAAUUCAGCACAAACGGAUACAAAUAAAGACGAGGAGAAGGAGGAAAACGAUGCAGAGGAGACAAACAAACAAGAGAAGAAGAAAGGCGAAGAUGACAAUGACAACAAUGUUCCACAGGACAAAAAGGAGGCUGAUGAGGAUGAAGGUAACGGGGAGUAAGAGCUCACAUUUACAGAAGCUGAUUGUCAGUUUGUCAGUCAGAUUUUGAAUUUCUAAAAAAAAAAACAAAAAAAAACGUCAUGUUAAGUUGCAUUAUAUUGUAGUACUUUGGUUUUUUUAAAUGAAAGGUUCAAAGCAAAGAUAGUCUUUUUUUUUUUUUUUGCACGACUCAACAAAUGUUUGUAAGAGGUCGUAAAAAAUCCUAAUAUUAUUUAAUGUCUUUUUUUAUAUUCCUAAAAAUAUAUCUGCUACAUUGGUACCAACUUCAUAGCGGUCCAUUUUUAAAUAAAAGUAAUUUUGAAUUAACUGUACAUGUCACAAUUCUGCAGCACAGCUGCCAUCAACUCAGUUUUUUUUAAUGAUUAAUUUGAUUUUUAAUUUAAAUAUUUUAUUUUUUUUGUGAUAUUUUUACUCAAAGAAAAAAGGGUUUUGUUCAGGUUAAAUGUUUCAUUUAGUAACGAUGUAGCUGUUCUUUCCUAAAGCAGUCCCUGAAUUAAAGUUACCUGUGUGUUUGA